This is a messenger RNA of Poeciliopsis prolifica (blackstripe livebearer), 4245 nucleotides long. It is a transcript of the gene btr33, whose product is annotated as bloodthirsty-related gene family, member 33. The record is from RefSeq and is a predicted model, not a curated record. The transcript has 8 exons. Bases 2129 to 3772 code for a protein of 547 amino acids. Gene Ontology annotation, molecular function: protein binding; zinc ion binding. Lineage: Eukaryota; Metazoa; Chordata; Actinopteri; Cyprinodontiformes; Poeciliidae.
AGAUUACAUUGUUGCUUUAAACAUGAACUUCAAGUCCUAUGGUGCAUUGUCAGAAUCAGAAAUCCAGGCUUUUGUGACAGAGUUCUUUCUUAAACAUGGUAUCCUGCCGCAGUUUUCCAUGAGGGUUAAAUCUGUCGAGCCAUAAGAUGAGCAGAGGAACAUUUUUCCUGGAGGGAAAGAAAAUAUAUAAUCACAAGAAAAUAUUUUGUCAAAUUUUUAAAUGUACAGAAAAUGAGUUUCAAACGCAUCACAAUUUUUCAGAAUAAAAAAAAUUAUAAAAAUCUAAAGGUGCUAUUUACAUAAACAUUUCACCAGUGGUGGAUAACAGCUCAUUUAAUCCAUGCAAAGAAAGAAACCAAAACAAAUAAGUUCAGAAAUUAAAUCAUUUGUAAUAAUGUAAAAUGACACAGUUAUUCUCUUCCUUAAGUUUUAUUUGAUAAUGUUUUAUUAUUUGGUAAGAAGGGAGAAGCUAGGUAUCGUUUGCAUAUAUUAAGAAAAAAUCUUUGCUGCAUGCCAUCUGGACAACUCUAACAUAUACUGACAGAAUAUAGUUUGGUCAAAUGAGAACAAAAUUGAUGAAAGCUCAUAUUCAAGCAUGAUCUGAAUGUUAAAUAAUCACUGAUAUCCUCUAUUUCACACUUGCUAUAAUUUUGACCUUAUUUGGACGGAACAGGACCGAAACGCAGACAUGAAGCAGGGUGACGCCUUCAUGCCUGACACCUUUGUGCUUCGCUGAAAUUAACAAGUGGUCACUGAAACAUAACAACAUGCCUUCUGGUGAAUGUUUUUACAGUCAGACAAGAUAAGAAUGUAGCUACUAUUUAGCCACAUUGGCAUCAAUAUAGAGGAGUCAAGGCUUCUAAAUCAAACUCACUGCACCAAACGGUUUGGCAUGGUGCUGUGGGGCUACUUUGGAGGAAUAGGUACAGGUACAUUGGACAAAUUGUGACACAACAAAGAUCCAUAAUGUAUACUGACGAUACUGGUCCUCCAUGUGCUGUUGAUUACUACAUAGUUCACUUGUAAUCCCGGAGCAUGUAAAGUCCAGAUGAAAAAUUUUUGGGUGAAUUUUUCAGUGGAAAAUUUAUUUCCAUAUUGUUGUUCAGUCCGGUACAGUUGGAUAUAUUUAGACAAAUCCAGGAAAUAUUUUACAAAUCAAAUAAAUUUCUGCUCCUGGUGUGGACUUUGCCCCUCCCACUAUAGAGCAACAUGAAAAGAUUUUUCCCACAGGGAGUGGUAACGCUAAAUGGGAAGGACUUUGGCUUGACAGCCACAAUGCCCAGUGUUUGCCUUUUACUCCAGGCGAGGUCAUCUUUCACAUUCAGGGAAUAAAAGGUAGGAUAAAGACUAAAACAUAACAAAACGCUGGAACUGAACUCUGAAAUGUACCAGGAAUGUGAUUUACUUUUGAUUGAUCCUCAUAGAGAUAAAUGUAGAAGGACAAAGGAUUAAACCAGAAACUUGCUCUUCCAGAUGAGAGCUAAAUGUGCCUUGCAUAACAAAUUAAAAGGUUUGUAGAUUGAUAUGCUUGUGCUUAAGGGAAAAGAGGAAGUGCAUAAGCGUUUUAUGUGUUGAAUAAUGUUUGAAAGAGAACCGAAACAAAGAGCGAGAGACUGAGUCAUUUGUCCAGGCAGGUGGACUUUGGCCAACAAGUGUUGCUGAACUGAUUCAAGCUAAUGAUCAAAUGGGUCCACAGUAACUAAAGUGUUCAGUUUCAUCAGGUGUUUCAUUAUUUUGAAUAUUUCUGGAGAUUAAACAUAAUUUAACAUAAAGGCCUUUUGCGGAUUCACAUAACUGUGACAGACUUGAUGAAGUAGCAGCUGGUGUUAACAGUUCAGAUGAAACUACAUUCAAGAUUGGCCUGAAUGUGAAUUUAAUGGUGUUGUUUAAAUUCAUAAAACGCAGACACAAAGCAGGCUGACAAAUAAUUAAUAAUAAUAAUAAUAAACAGUUGGUUGUUUUUGACAGAAAGUGGUGCAUUUCUUCAGACUUCAACAGUAGAGCUGGCAAGAGGUUGAUCUUUUCACAAAUUAUUUGUAUUAUAUGAAACUGUCCUGAUAUGGUGACAGUUUUAACAAAUAUGAAGCGGCUAAGUUAAAACCAUGGUUCUUUUUCCAAUUUUGAGGUCAUGGCUUCCCAAGACUUAUUUCUGUCCAAGGAGCAGUUUCAGUGCUGCAUCUGCCAGGAUGUUUUCUCCGAGCCUGUCUCCAUCCCCUGCGGUCACAGCUUCUGCUUCACCUGCAUCACCGCCCACUGGGAAGGCAGGCUCUCCAUCAAUUGCCCCAAGUGUCACACAGAGUACAAGAUCUGCCCGGAGCUCUGCGAAAAUUCUUUCGCCAAAGAAAUGUCGGAGAAGAUCCGAGCCAGGAGGCAGGACGGCGUGCAGGGGAAGACGGUCGGCUGUGACGCGUGCGUGGGGAAGCAAGCGAAGGCCCUGAGGUCCUGCCUGGUGUGUUUGACCUCGUACUGUGAGAGCCACCUGGAGCCUCACCUUAGAAUUGGCUCGCUGAAAGCUCACAAGCUGAUAGAACCGGUGGGGAUGCUGGAGAACAGGGUGUGCAGGAGGCAUCAGGAGCUCCUUGAGCUGUUCUGCAGAAGUCACCAGAAGUUUGUUUGUGUCCAGUGUGUCAAGACGGACCAUCACUGCAACGACACGGUCCCAGUGGAACGAGAGAUUCAGGACAAGAAGGGUCAGAUUAAGAUGAUUCAAGGUGAAGUUCACCAGAGGAUCCAGGACAGGCUGCAGAAGCUGGAGGAGAUCAGACACAAUCUUGAGAUAAGCAAAGAGAACACAAAAAGGGACAUUGAGGAAAGUGGGCAGGUCUUCUCCACUCUGAUCCGCAGCAUCGAGAGAAGUCGAGCCGAGCUGAUCGAGGUGAUCCAGAGGAAGCAGGAAGCGGCAGAAAUGAGGGCGAAGAGGCUCAUCGCUGGGCUGGAAACAGAAAUCUCUGAGCUGCAGAAGAGAAGAAGGGAACUGGAGCAGCUAUUUCACCACGAAGACCACCUCCAUGUUCUGCAGAGUUUCCCGGCUGUGAGUUCCCUCCCAUCUACUGAAGAGUCCUCAAACGUCCUCGUCCAUUCAGAAACAUGCCUGGGAACCAUAAGGAGAGCGGUGGCUGGCAUUCGGCAGCAGCUGCAACUGCAACUGGAAAACCUUUCCUAUCGAGAAUACGAGAAGAUCCAGCAGUAUCCAGCUGAUGUCCUCCUGGACCCCAGGACGGCCAACCCCUGGCUCGUUCUGUCAGAGGAUGGGAGGCAGGUGCAGGACGGAGACGUAAUGCGAAAUGUGGCAGAUCUCCCAGAACGUUUUGACAAAGCUCCAUGCGUCCUUGCUCUCAUGGGUUUCACCACAGGGAGGCGCUACUGGGAGGUGCAUGUGGGAGACAAAACGGCGUGGGACCUGGGCGUAGCUCGAGCAUCCGUUAGAAGGAAAGGUGCUGUGACUCUGAGUCCAGACGACGGCUUCUGGACCAUCUGUCUGAGGAAAGGAGCUGAACUCUGGGCCUGUGCAGGCGAGGCAGAGCUUCUGUGCGUCUCCAAGAGGCCAAAGGUCAUCGGCGUGUUCCUAGACUAUGAAGAUGGGGUUGUUUCUUUCUUCAAUGCAGAGACUGGGUCACACAUCUAUUCAUUUACAGGGUUUCACUUUACCGAGGCCAUUUUUCCUUUUUUCAACCCGGAUACGAAUGAAAACGGCACCAACAAAUUGCCGCUGACCAUCCAGCCCAUUAAGAAACGCAUCUUUGGCACAGAUUUAGAGGACAUCACUAUAUGAAAUUUUAAAUAUGUAUCCAGCAACGUUUUAUUUAUUAUACAAUGUAUGCUAAAGUUGUUUUGCAAAGCUCCCGGUGAAUUUAUCAAUGCUCCACCAGUACAGUACGCUCAUUUAAUUAUUCAAAGAAAUGCCUAAAAAUACUUUAAAUAGAUUAAAAUAAAUAAAUAAAUUUGCAGCUUCAUUUUGUACUGAAAAGAAACAAGAAAAUACAAUGUUUUAAUUUGAGUAGCUUUUUUACAGUAGUGGUAUCUGUAUUCUCACUACUGCCACAAAAAAUAAACCAGUUAUAUGUAUUUUUUAUAUUGUUAUUUGCUUUGCAUACAGAGAUGGCGCUGUAUUGCUACCUUCUGCUGUUUUCCUUGUUUUUCACUCCAUCUAAGUGUAAUUUACUGCUUACCUGUCACAGUAAGCCACAUUUUUGUGAAAUGCAAUUUGUUGUAUCCUGUGUGGAAAUGAACAAUAUAGAUAAAUAA